CGCAGAAGUGUCUUUCACCUUAUCACCUUAUAUUUAUGAACCGUGCGUCGCGUGAAAAAGAACAGUGUUCACAUUCCUGACCAAUGCUCUGACAUUAAUCACUACCAAAACAAAACUUACGCAUGGGCGGCUGGAAAUAUUAUCUAAGCAUAUUUACAAAAGAAAUAAAAGCGACAACUCGUUAUUUUGGUUCUAGGAGGAAAUAUGUUCGCUCUCAGGAACGCAGUGGUCAGUCGGUUUGCCAUUCCAUCCGCGCUGGCCUCAAGCGCUCGUCUGUUGCAAACAGCUGCUGUUGAUUUGGCCGCUCGGAAGGGAACCCGCGAAAAGGCACGUAAAAAUAAAGUCAAGAAGGUGGUGGAAAAAGUUGGCUUCAUUCGGCAUGAUGUGAGGAAGAAAGGAAGGCUUAAUCUGGUGCGGGUGAACAAACAUAUUGACGACAGCUGGAAACAGGAUCCGGUCGAUGACUGCUGGGUCGGAAAGUACUACAAAUGGAGAGUUUAUUCGAUUGAAGAGGCUAUCCAAUGCCAUCGGGAAACGCAUCACCCCACCAUGUACAAUCUGCCGAAUGCGCCCCUUCACGCCCACAUUGAGUUGAACAUGCAAGCAGAGAAGAUUACACGAUUUGUGGACAACUUCCAGCGGAUGGUUGCAAUUCCUCACAGUUUCGAACACGGAGAAAAUCGUAACGUUAUUGUAUUUGCCAAAGGCCAAGAAAUUUUGAAAGAAGCAACCGAUGCCGGAGCCGCAUUAGUGGGAGGUAUAGAAUUAAUCAAGGAAAUCCAGAAUGGUGAUCUUCAGCUUUCGGAGUAUCCAUUUGUUCUCGCUCAUCCCAACAUUCUGCCUGAUCUGGUUGUAAUUCGUGGCCUGCUGAAGAAAAAUAAAUUUCCCAACCCAAAGCAAGGAACACUGGGUACGAAUCUGGCAGAAAUGAUUGAAAAGUAUUCGAAUGGCAUCCAAUAUUACGCACAGAAAGACGAAUAUCAGAAGGAUUAUGGCUCGAUAACCACCUGUAUAGGAACACUUGAGAUGGAUAGUAAGCAUCUAGAGGACAACUUAGUUGCUCUGUUGAAUGAUAUCGAUUCAAUGAGGCCAAAACGGGCGGGCAAAUUUAUCACACGCGUACUGCUGAAAAGUCCUCCCUCUGGAGAGUCGUUGAAAAUUGAUCCAUUUUUGUAUGUGUCGACCGAAUGCAAAUUUUCAAAGAGUAAAAGUAAAGAUACCGAAGAAGAUGUCGAUGAGGUGGAACACGAGAGAAAUGCGGUUGUGGUGAGCAAUUGAUGGGAUGAAUAAUUUGGAAAUAAAGAGUUGAAAUAAAAGAGUG
Messenger RNA from Toxorhynchites rutilus septentrionalis, 1321 nucleotides. RefSeq names its product 39S ribosomal protein L1, mitochondrial (gene mRpL1). Gene Ontology annotation, biological process: translation. Gene Ontology annotation, molecular function: structural constituent of ribosome; RNA binding. The coding region runs from base 205 to 1278 and encodes 357 amino acids. The transcript is spliced from 2 exons. Gene Ontology annotation, cellular component: large ribosomal subunit; mitochondrion. Lineage: Eukaryota; Metazoa; Arthropoda; Insecta; Diptera; Culicidae. The record is from RefSeq and is a predicted model, not a curated record.